CAGCUCGUUUUAGGAAGGAGGUUGGACUUCUAUUGGGCGGAUGGGGGCGCCUCACUGCCAUGUGAGGCUCACCGAUCCCCGUGGACGUGGUCGAGUGUAUGUGGACUCGUAGUUGUGCGUGGGUUUUCCCGAAAGGAAUAGAAGAAGCAGAAGCAGUCUCUCCUGCAUGGAAACAAGCGAAUGGAAGUUAAAGGGGACUCAUGCUUGAACCAAGCGAAGGAGACUUGAAGUGAAUUGCGUGUAUGUAAAUGAGCAAGUUGUCCUGUCGUGGAAAAAAAAAAGUCCAUCUAGCCCUUGCAGGAUUCCAGCGUGACGCUUCGUGCAAACAUCAUGGCAGCAGCGUCCUCACCCUCCUUCGGCCUCCUGCUCUUUCUCCUCACGUCCUGGCUUUCGUCUCCGGGCUCGGCCUUUGUCAGCGACUGGCACCACAUCACGCCAUCAGCUCCUGUUGAACCUCACUUCACAAAGUGUACAUCCCAGGAUCAAGCGACAUUCAGCUGCUGGUGGAGUCCCGGCAGUUUCCACAACCUGUCUGACCCCGGAGCAUUGAGGGUCUUCUAUAAGAAGCGCAUUGUAGACGCCCCCACUGAGAACGAAUGGAAAGAGUGUCCAGAGUAUUUCCACUCAAGGCGAGAAUGCUUCUUUGAUCGAAACCACACAUCCAUUUGGACCCCCUACUGCUUGCAACUGCGCAGCCGAGACAACGUUACCUAUUUCAACACGGAUGACUGCUUCUCUGUGGAAAACAUUGUGCGUCCUGACCCUCCAGUGGCUCUCAACUGGACCUGCUUGAAUGUGAGUCCCUCCGGGCUCACUUACGACAUCAUGGUGACAUGGGAACCACCCGCCUCCGCUGACGUCAGGAUGGGCUGGAUGAGUAUCGUGUACGAGGUCCAGUACCGAGAGAAGAACAGCACCACCUGGGAGACAAUGGAGGUUCAGCUGCAGCCUGAAACCGAGCAGACUAUCUACGGACUCCAUGUCGACAAAGUAUACGAGGUGCACAUCCGCUGCAGGAUGAAGGCCUUCACCAAGUUCGGAGACUUCAGUGAAUCUGUUUUCGUUCAAGUCUCUCGCAGUCCCAACAAAGAUGCAUUUUCCCUGCUCACAUUGGUUAUCGUUUUGGGGGUUGUGGCCGCCGUCAUACUCAUCAUGUGGGUUGUUGUCUCACAGCAGCACAGAUUAAUGGUCAUUCUGUUACCACCGGUUCCGGCGCCCAAAAUUAAAGGCGUUGAUCCAGAGCUGUUAAAGAAAGGGAAGCUGGAUGAGCUGAAUUUCAUUCUUAGCGGUGGAGGUCUUGUUGGCGGCCCCACGUAUUCGCCAGACUUUUACCAAGAUGAGCCGUGGGUGGAAUUCAUCGAGGUGGACGUGAAGGAUCCGGACACUGGGGAGAAGGAGGACAACCAGGCCUCGGACACGGAGAGGCUGUUAGGGGGCUCUCAGUCAAGCGGACACCGAGACGGGUGCUCCACUGCUUUCAGCUUUCCUGACGAUGGCGGCGACAGCGAACGCCCUUACGCCUCGAAUGAUCCCGAUGAAGACGGCGCCGUGCUCACGUCCACGCUGCUCCCGGGCCAACCCGACGACAGAGAAGCCUCCCUCUACGUGGACUCGGAGCAAAUAGAGAGACCCCCGGCGCACUCUCAAAGCGGAGUUCCUCAGACUUGGGUCACCACGGAUUUCUACGCCCAGGUCAGCAACGUCAUGCCCUUCGGGGGUGUGGUGCUGUCCCCCGGCCAGCAACUACGAACGCAGGAAGGCGGCCCGGCCUCGAACGAAGACGCAAAGAAGGGGAAGAAAGACUGCGAGGAGGAGAAGAAGCAAAAGGAGCGUCAGUUUCAGCUCCUGGAUUUGGAACCAGAUGGCGACAGCAGCACCCCGCCUUACUGCUCCAUGCCCGACGAGAGCUGCCAGCCCAGCGAGCCUCGGCCGAAUGAAGCCUACCAGUCGCCUUACGUCUCUCCCGACUCCCCCCAGGCGCAGCUCUUUGCUCCCGUAGCGGACUACACGGUUGUACAGGAGCUAGAUAGCCAGCGCAGCGUUCUGCUGGACCCGCCUCCCGUCCAGUCAGCGCCGUUGUGCCUGUCGCAGCACCCCCUCAAAUCCCUCCCCGCCAUGCCCGUGGGGUACGUGACCCCAGACCUGCAGGGGACAUUCUCGCCUUGAACGCAACACGUUGAGACUGGGAAGUUAGCCGACUCCCGUUGGAGGCCGAUUGACUCGCGGCGAACGGCGGGAGGGGAGUUGAAAUUGCGCCCGCUGCCUUACAUCCGCGCCGCCGAAAUGUAUUUCAUGCGCUUUGUGUUUCCUUGCAAGCGACGUAGGAGAGACGUUUUUCAAGAAGCAAUCAUUUUGACGCAUCUUUAGGUAAUUGCCGAAGUCUUAACAGUGCAAAGAGUAGCGCAGUUGCCCUGGCCCGAAGAUGGCAGGAGAAGAAGCGUCUGCCAUUGUUUACUUCUUAAAUAGUGUACAUAAUUGACACAACUUUAGAACGUGUGCUUUCAAGACAUGUCGAACUAUUCAUACUUGCUCAAACCGAGCAAGAAAGUAGAACGUUUUUCUGCUUUUGCUGCAAAACUGCAUCACAUUGUUUUUGUGAUUAUGCACGUGCUGGCCAAAUUUCGAGGUAGUUUAUUUGUUGAAUUUGUGAUUUAGUUUUUUUUUUUUUUUUUAGCUGAGGAAUGAAUGAAAACUGCAACCCUGCAAGAUAAAAAGGAACAACGCGACGACAAAUAAUCCAGUCAAAAAGCUUGUGUGCUUUGCAGUUAAAGGAUUCUCAUCCAAUCAUCUAUUUCCUAUCGCACUUGUUGACAUGCCUAUCUCAGCUGACUUUGGCCGAAAUUGCAGCUGAAACCUUUACAUUGAAAAUGUGGACUGGGAAUGAAUAACGUUGUGCAUGAGUGUAUUUUACAAACGAUCACACAGACGCGCAUACAAACUGUGAUAAACGAGCUUCUACGCGGCGUCAUGGGGCCUUGCAGGAGGUCGCUGUGAGGCGUUAGGUGACGCUAAGGAAAUUGCCAUGGAGGCUGACCAAAGGGAAAUCCUGAAACGCGGUUCAUGGAUGGGAAUGAGUUUCCCCCUUUGAUCCUGGCAUCGUUUAAUUCCAUUUUACGCAAAGGAAUCUUAGAAGCUGUUCUUUAAAACAGAAGGAUGGCUUUCUACGCCAUUUAAAAAAAAAAAACUUGUAGUAUCAAUACUUUGAAAGCUGCUGUACAUGUAGCUGAUGGACACACACACACACACACACACACACACACACACACACACACACACACACUAUCAACCUAUACCAGCUCAGCUACUACAACCCUUACGAUGUUAUUUGAAAUGUGUUCCUAUAUGUUUAUGUCAAAUAAUUCAGGGACGGCGAAUGGAUUGAGUCCAAAGAAUGUGAAGGUGUGUCAGUCGACACAGUGUGAACAACUUCUUUUUCCACGGUUGCGUUCAAUGCUUGCCUGUUUUGACGAAUGCUUCAAUAGUAGACAUAAUAAUCGUAAUAGGCUUUCGACUAGGCUAAAAAAAAAAAAAAAGAAUUACAGAGGCGGCAAUGUGUUUAGGUGAACUGGUGAAGCAUCUCUGCGUACAAAAUACAUCCAUUUUGCCAUUUGAUCCAUUU
Molecule: messenger RNA, 3619 nt
Organism: Hippocampus comes (tiger tail seahorse)
Lineage: Eukaryota; Metazoa; Chordata; Actinopteri; Syngnathiformes; Syngnathidae
Gene: ghra
Product: growth hormone receptor a
Exons: 10
Coding region: 331-2166 (611 amino acids)
Biological process (GO): cytokine-mediated signaling pathway
Cellular component (GO): external side of plasma membrane
Molecular function (GO): cytokine receptor activity; protein binding
Source: RefSeq, a predicted model, not a curated record